AUGGAAGAAUCAAUAGAGGGGGGAAUGGUUUUAGACGCUCUGCCGUACAUCGACAGCGCGAAUGAAGACUACGAACAGUAUGCUCUCGCAUUAAUCGACGAUGAAAUGAAUAAUAUCAGUCCUAUGAUCACUCCAAAGUCAAUCCCCACAAAAUUUCGGACACCCUUGAUGAAAUACGAAUUUUCGCAAACCCCCGGAAUCUGGGAGCUUGACAGGCCUGAUAGCGAAACCAGAGUGAAAACGCCUGAAACGGAGAAUAUCGAUGAUUGGAAAAGAGCCGUUGAAGAAGCGAAAAUUGUCUACGAGUGGGAACGAUUGAGAUCUGUGUAUCUAGAAAUUGAUAAAGUUGGGGAGGGAAAUGCGGCAAGUAUAUGGAUGCAAUAUAAUAAUACUUUAGACCAUUUGAAAACGUUGUGGGAGCAAGCGCUUCACGCUCAGCGCGAUCGAGUGGAAGAAGUCAACCAUGGACGCCAGCAAGAGCAACUAACGGCCGGCGAAGAUUUGACCCUAUUGGCUACCGACUAUAACACGCGAAUACAAAAGUUGAUUACGUUGAAAGAAGCGGUGGCAAAUUUAAAUCAGCAGACUCGAGAAGGGAGUAAGAUACCUUGA
This is a messenger RNA of Phaeodactylum tricornutum CCAP 1055/1, 612 nucleotides long. RefSeq lists its product with no specific name. Lineage: Eukaryota; Bacillariophyta; Bacillariophyceae; Surirellales; Neidiaceae. The transcript has a single exon. Gene Ontology annotation, cellular component: catalytic step 2 spliceosome; precatalytic spliceosome; Prp19 complex. The coding region runs from base 1 to 612 and encodes 203 amino acids. Gene Ontology annotation, biological process: mRNA processing. The record is from RefSeq and is a predicted model, not a curated record.